This is a messenger RNA of Trichomycterus rosablanca, 14072 nucleotides long. RefSeq names its product dynein axonemal heavy chain 10 (gene dnah10). Gene Ontology annotation, molecular function: ATP binding; ATP hydrolysis activity; minus-end-directed microtubule motor activity. Lineage: Eukaryota; Metazoa; Chordata; Actinopteri; Siluriformes; Trichomycteridae. The transcript is spliced from 79 exons. The coding region runs from base 139 to 13998 and encodes 4619 amino acids. Gene Ontology annotation, cellular component: 9+2 motile cilium; dynein complex. The record is from RefSeq and is a predicted model, not a curated record. Gene Ontology annotation, biological process: cilium movement involved in cell motility.
CCCAAACUUUUCAGUCGCAGCUGUUAGCCCGGCUGCUAACUCCUGAUGCUCGAGUUCGAGUGGAAAUGGAAACUCGUUCUAACCCGAUUUAAAGGCCGAAUUUGAACCGCGAAUCUGAUUUAAAACCGAAGUGAGAUAAUGGCUCUGGACGACCCGCGGGUAGAAUGGAUUAAAAACCGAGUCUAUUCGGCGUUUUACCUGCCGGAGCCGGGCUGUUUCGAGGAGCUGCUGAGGCGCGGUGAUGGCGCAGAGGAGCAGAAAAUCAUCCGCUUUUUAAACCAGGUCACCGAGGACGAGUCCUCAUCUGCACUGCUGUUUUUCAAACGAAUACGAGAGGAACAGGUGGAGGUUCUGGUCCCAAUAGAGGUGCCUAAAUUAGCUCCUGAUCUUGAGGAGGAUGAAGUCGUGGAAAGUCGGGGUGCAUCUACCGUUCCUCCUCCAGAGACCCCCACCUCAGACAGAGCAAAAUCUGUAGAGAAGAAAAAGAAAGGACGGGCGUCUGCUGAAGGCCACAGGACAAAAUCCCCAGACCCCACAGAGGAUCCUGCAAUUGAGAAAGCUGUGGAAAAAGUCAAACUGGACGAGCUUUCAAUCUCUAGAGUCGAGUUUCAGACAGUGUACCACGUGGAGCUACACGUAGCAGUCGACUUCAUCCCAAAGAGGUUCAUGAAGUCCAAUGUGCUCUACUUUUUGAGGAACACUAAAGAGACAAUUGUUGAGCCAGCGAACAUAAACGAGGCCAACGAGCUGAUGCCCAAGCUGCUGGAGAUUGGCAUGCUGAACGGUCAUUCCCUAACGACGCACCGGAACAUCCUCAAGCAUAUGUAUAUCCCGCUACUCUCAGUGGGUCAGCUUAAACUCACCGAUGGAGGCUACCAGCAAGAAGCGCCGGGCCUUAGGACUACAGAUUCAGGUUUGGAACCGAACCCUGAGGGGCAGCCAGUGACGUCCCGUAGAAUGCUCAUGAUUCGAGACGAGCUUCUAAACAGCACUCACAAAUUCCUGGGCCAAAUAGACGUGAUCCUACAACAAAUGGAGGGUGAGAUUCAACUACAGAUUCCAGAUUUGGACAUAGACCAGGACGUGGAGGUACUUUUAGCAAAUCAGGAGGUGCUAGAAAAGCUGGAGCUGUGCGUGAUGAACUGGCAGACCCAAAUCAGGAUUAGCAUCGAGGAGGAGCAAAAGAAGAAACCACAGGGCCCAGGUCCCAUGGCAGAGGUCAACUUCUGGCGGGAACGUGCGAGCGUACUGAGUCCUCUGGUCGAGCAGCUCAAGAUGCCGGCGGUGAAAAAGAUCCUGGAGGUGAUGAGCCGUGCUGACCCGGUCACCACGCAGAAUCUGGACCUGACUGUGACGGAGCUGAGCAGGUACAACGUGGAGGCAGUUGAGAACACGCGCUUCCUGGGAACCCUGGAGAGGCACUUUAAGAAUCUGGCCACAGGACUGAAUUUCACUGUGUUCCUGGAGACCGUCCCCAUGAUGAUGAACGGGCUGCGGAUGGUGUGGAUCAUUUCCAGCCACUACAACACGGACGAACGGAUGGUGCCCCUGAUGCAGCGCAUCAGCUGGGAGAUGGCGGAGCGCGUCGCUCGCGUCGUCGACGUCCGCACACUUUUUAAAGACAAGCGGGAGGUGGCCAAGGCCAAAGCACAGGACGGUAAGAAGGUUUUGGACCUGUGGAAGACCAGCUACUUCGAGGUCCGAGCCAAGAUCGAAACGUCUGGCAGGGAUUCGCGCUGGGAGUUCGAUCGGAAAAAGCUCUUCGAGAAGACAGACUACAUGGCUUCAAUCUGUCAGGACAUCUACAACAUUCUGCAGAUCUUGGAGGAGUUUCAUAACAUUUUUGGGGCGGAGCUGAAGGCCGUAACCGGUGACCCUAAGCGAAUAGACGACGUGCUGCAGAGGGUGGACAGCCUGGUGGUACCCACUGAGGAGCUGAACUUUGACCCCUUUAACAUUCGCAAGACGGGAAGUUGGAAGAUGGUCAUGCAGGACUUCAAGAAUAAAGUUCAGGCUAUUGAAGGAGAAGCCACUAACUUCAUUGACCAGUCCUUCAAAACCCUGCGGUCAGCAACAGCAGCCUUCGACAUGCUGCUGAAGUUCAAGCAUAUCCGCUCCAGAGACGCGAUCAACAAUCAGCUGAUGAAGAAGUUUAACGAUAUACUGGCGCAGUACUGCAAAGAGGUGGACAUCAUAAACGAGAUGUUUGUCCAGCAAAAAGACGACCCUCCUCUGAAUAAAAACCAACCUCCGAUGGCAGGGGCUAUCCACUGGGAACGGUCCCUGUUUAACCGCAUUAAAAACACCAUCAUGCGCUUCGAAGAGGUGCCAGGAAUCCUAGAGAGUGAAGAGGGGAAAGCUGCCAAAGCGAAGUACCUGGAGGUGGGUAAACGCAUGAGGGAUUAUGAGAUGAAAAAGUUCGAGCGCUGGAGAGAGGAGACUGAGCGGACGAUACUUCAGCUCAUGAGCAGAACCCUGCUGCUUGUGGUCAACAGCUCUGGGAACGUGUGUGGAGACGGACCACAGCCAGAUAUGGAUCAGGAAUUGGACAAGGGGGUGCAGUUUGUGGUGAACUUUGCCCCGGAGCUGAAGGAGAUCAUAUCUGAGACCAAGUACUUUGAGCAGCUGGGAUACUGUGUACCUGAUAUGGCCCGUAAUGUUGCGUUGCAGGAGGGACAUUUUUUAAGAUAUGUGGAUGAGCUUAAGAAUCUGGUCAACCACCACCAGUCCCUGAUGGACAGUCUGGACGAUGCAGAGUUCCUCCUGCUGGCCACACAGGUUCAAGAACUAAGAAGAGUGAUGCACCCUGGGUACAGGAGACUCAACUGGAAUUCUCUGGGUAUAUCAGAUUUCAUCAAUCGAGGUAAUCAGGCAGCAUCAAAGUUUGAGUCCCUGGUGAACCAAAUCAAGAAGAAUGAAAAAGACAUAGAGACCAAACUUCAGUCUAUUGAGUCGGCAAACCUUUUUAAAUUCCCAGCACCAGAGAGAACAGGAGAACUACCAGGAGUGAAGGAAUUUUGUGAGCUGGUUGAGAAGGAGAGAAUUAGAGACGUGAACCUGCUCAGGAGGAAGUACUCGGCCAUCGGGCCUGUCCUCACUAAGAUGGAGAGUCUGAUUACCCAGACGAGUAGCGGCAGGUCUAAGCACAUGGCCCAGUACUACGCUUACUGGGAGCGCAAAGUCUUUGACUCUCUUACCAGGAUGGCGCUGAAGAACCUUCAUGUUCUGAACUCUGCGCUGACGGGCUCCACCCCACUGUUCCAAAUCGAGGCCGUCCUCUCCGCUCCGGAGAUUGUUCUGCUCCCCAAAAGUAACGAAGUGUACAAGCUGAUCAUGCAGUGUGUGCGGGACUGCGUGGAGAGCACCAAGCAUUUUGUGCGCUGGAUGCACGGCACCUGUAUCGAGUGUCCGCCUCAGCGCCUGGACGGUGAAGACGAACCAUUUGUCUUCAGCUUCUACAGCGAGGUGUGCCAGUCACCGCAGGUAAACGAGUGCGCCAUGGCAAUAUCCCAGAGUACCCAGCGCCUCCUCGGCACGGUGACCCGCUACCUGAACAAAUGGAAACACUACUGGCCCCUGUGGAAGCUUGACAAAGCCAUCGUGAUGGAGAAGUUUGCAGCCAAGAAGCCCUCGUGUGUGAUGUACGACGAGAAGCUGCAGUUGUAUUCACGCAUCAGUCAGGAGGUGGCGCAGCAGCCGCUGGUGAAGGAUGAACACAUGAUCAGGCUAAACUUGGAGCCGCUGGCUCGUAGCGUCCGGGAGAACGCUCAGGCCUGGGUUGCUUCACUGGGCAGGCUGCUUAAUGACUCCGCCCGUGAGGACCUAUCUGCCCUUUGCAGUGAGUUUCAGCAACUAUCAGACAAUCUGAAGAGGCCACCCAACACUCUGGAAGACCUGAAGUUUGUCCUCGGGACAAUCUCCAGCAUCAGAGACAUGUCGCUGUCCGUAGAGAUGAGAUUCAGAGACAUUCAGGAGAGAUACAGGACCAUGGCCACGUACAGCAUCCAGGCGCCAGAGCGGGAGCUGGAGCAGGUCGCCUGCAUUGAAAACAUGUGGAGUCUUUUGUUUGAGGAGGCCAGGCAGGUGGACCGAAGCUUGGGCAAAGUCAAGAAGACCUUUACGGAGAUUACUAAGGAGCAGAUAGAACAGUAUAAGCAGGAGCUGAGCAUUUUCGCUGAGAGCUUCAGCAUGCAUGGCCCAGGAGCAGUGGGAGAGGACCUAGAGAAAGGCCUGACGCUCAUGGGUACCUAUGAGGCAGAACUGGCUACGAUGGAGGCAAGCCGACAGGAGCUGGCCAACGCUGAGAAGCUGUUCGAUUUGUCGAUCACGAUGUACCAGGAACUGCUGAAUGUGCAGCGGGACAUGAGCGGUCUGAAGCAGAUCUACGAAGUCUACAAUGCACAGCAGGCCGCUAAAACAGAGUGGGCUCAGACUCUGUGGGUGAACCUGAACAUCCAGCUGCUGCAGGAGGGCAUCGAGGGUUUCAUCAAGAGCCUGAGGAAGCUCCCUAAGGACGUGAGAGCUCUUCCUGUGGCCUUUUUUCUCGAGGGACGCAUGAGGGAGUUCAAGGAGUCUUUACCUCUACUGCUAGAUCUGAAGAACGAGGCACUGAGAGACAGGCACUGGAAGGAGCUGAUGGAGCGGACGGGCACCAGCUUCGAUAUGAAACCGGACACCUUCACACUGGAGAACAUGUUCGCCAUGGAGUUACACAAGCACGGCACCGUCAUCGGGGACAUCGUCACCUCAGCUGUCAAAGAACUCAGUAUAGAGAAGGGCGUGAAGGAGGUUGUGGAGACCUGGGAGAAUAUGAAGCUCAGUGUGCAGCGCUACUUCAAGGGCACACAGGAACGUGGCUACAUCCUGGGCUCUGUAGACGAGAUCCUUCAGAACCUGGAUGAUAACGCCAUGAACCUACAGAGUAUGGCGGGGAGCCGCUUUGUGGGACCUUUUCUGUCCAUCAUCCAGCAGUGGGAGAAGAGCCUGUCACUCAUCAGCGAGGUCAUAGAGGUUUGGAUGUUAGUGCAGAGGAAGUGGAUGUACCUGGAAAGCAUCUUCAUUGGAGGUGAUAUCCGCUCCCAACUGCCCGAAGAAGCCAAGAAGUUUGACGGCAUUGACAAAACGUUUAAAAAGAUAAUGUCUGACACAAUGAGGGACCCAGGAAUUAAAAAGUGCUGCCUGGUCCCGAACCGUCUAGCGGACCUGCAGAACCUGAGCGAUGGUUUGGAGCGCUGUCAGAAGAGUCUGAACGAUUACCUAGACUCUAAACGCAACGCCUUCCCUCGAUUCUUCUUCAUCUCGGACGAUGAGCUGCUCAGCAUUCUCGGGAGCAGCGAGCCGUCCUGCGUACAGGAACACAUGAUCAAGAUGUACGACAACAUCGCAUCUCUGCGCUUUGACACCGGGACAAACGGAGAGACGGUGGCAGGGGCCCUGGUAUCAGCAGAGGGGGAGGUGAUGGAGCUCAGGCAGCCCAUCCCAGCAGAAGGACGAGUCGAGGACUGGAUGACGGCGGUCCUCUUAGAGAUGAGAAGAACCAACAGGCUCAUCACCAAGGAGGCCAUCUUCUACUACCAGCACUGCAAGACCAGGGUGGACUGGAUGCUGGACUACCAAGGAAUGGUCGUGCUGGCCUCGAACCAGGUGUGGUGGACGUGGGAGGUGGAGGACGUCUUCCGCAAGGUGAGCGCAGGAGACAAGCAGGCCCUCAAACUGUACGCCAAGAAAAUGCACGGGCAGAUCGACGACCUGGUCAGACGGAUCACGCAGCCCUUGAAGAAGAACGACCGCCGCAAGCUCAACACCGUGCUCAUCAUCAACGUCCACGCCAGGGACAUCGUGGACAGCUUCGUCAGAGACAGUAUUACAGACGCUCGUGAGUUUGAGUGGGAGAGUCAGCUGCGCUUCUACUGGGAUAAAGAACCGGACGACCUGUUUGUGCGACAGUGUUCAGCUCAGUUCUCCUACGGCUACGAGUACAUGGGUCUGAACGGCCGACUGGUCAUCACUCCUCUCACCGAUCGCAUUUACCUCACACUCACUCAGGCUCUGUCUAUGUACCUGGGGGGAGCACCCGCUGGGCCUGCUGGUACAGGAAAAACUGAGUCCACUAAAGACCUGGCCAAGGCUUUGGGUCUGCUCUGUGUGGUCACCAACUGUGGUGAGGGAAUGGACUACAUGGCGGUUGGGAAGAUCUUCUCUGGCCUGGCUCAGUGCGGAGCCUGGGGCUGCUUUGAUGAGUUCAACCGCAUCGAUGCCUCGGUGCUGUCGGUCAUUUCCUCCCAGAUUCAGACCAUCCGCAACGCUCUCAUUCUGCAUCUCAAGAGGUUUCACUUUGAGGGUCAGGAGAUCAGCCUGGACUCUAGAAUGGGGAUCUUCAUCACGAUGAACCCCGGUUACGCUGGCCGCACUGAGCUCCCCGAGUCGGUCAAGGCAUUGUUCAGGCCGGUGGUGGUUAUCGUCCCUGACCUUCAGCAGAUCUGCGAGAUCAUGCUGUUCUCCGAGGGCUUCCUCAUGGCCAAGGUGCUGGCAAAGAAGAUGACGGUGUUGUAUAAGCUGGCGCGUGAGCAGCUGUCCAAGCAGUCUCACUAUGAUUUCGGGCUGCGAGCUCUUAAGUCUGUCUUGGUGAUGGCGGGAGAGCUGAAGAGAGGCUCACCUGAUCUCAGUGAGGAUGUGGUGCUGAUGCGUGCUCUGAGGGACAUGAACCUGCCUAAGUUUGUGUUCGAGGAUGUUCCUCUGUUCCUGGGACUGAUCUCAGACCUGUUUCCGGGGCUGGACUGCCCACGUGUGCGCUACCCCAGCUUUAACGAUGCUGUGGAAACCAUCUUGGAGGAGAAUAAGUACAUCCUGCUGCCCAAUCAGGUUGAUAAAGUGGUACAGAUGUACGAAACCAUGAUGACCAGACACACCACCAUGGUCGUGGGACCAACAGGAGGAGGCAAAUCUGUGGUUAUAAACACCCUGUGUCAAGCACAGACCAGACUUGGGCUGUUGACCAAACUGUACACGCUGAACCCCAAAGCUAUGAGUGUGAUCGAGCUCUACGGCAUCCUGGACCCGGUCACUAGAGACUGGACCGAUGGGAUCCUGUCCAACAUCUUCCGAGAUAUCAACAGGCCUACAGACAAGAAGGAGAGAAGGUACAUCCUGUUUGACGGCGAUGUGGACGCUCUGUGGGUGGAGAACAUGAAUUCAGUGAUGGACGACAACAAGCUGCUGACGCUUGCUAACGGAGAGAGAAUCCGCCUCCAGGGUCACUGCGCUCUUCUGUUUGAGGUCGGAGAUCUGCAGUACGCAUCGCCUGCCACUGUGUCCCGUUGUGGAAUGGUAUUUGUGGACCCUAAAAAUCUCCGCUACGCCCCCUACUGGCAAAAAUGGGUCAGCGACAGGCCUGAGAGUGAGCGGGCAGACCUGAACCUUCUGUUUGAGAAGUACGUUCCCAGCGCCAUCGACAUGAUAGUGGAGGGAAUAGUUGAUGGCAGACAAGGAGAGAAACUAAAGACGAUCGUCCCUCAGACUGAUCUGAACAUGGUGGUGCAGUUAUCCAUGAUGCUGGAUGCCUUGCUGGAGCCCGGAGACUUCAGUCCUGAGGAGCUGGAGUGCUUCUUUCUAGAGGCUCUUUACUGCUCACUUGGAGCCGCACUCUUAGACAACGGCCGAAAGAAGUUUGAUGACUUUAUUAAGAAGCUUUCAGGUGUGACUGCUGUUCAUGAUGAGAAGAUGCUGGCCGGUCCUGGAGAGAUACCAGGUUACCUGCCGACUCUCUAUGAUUUCCAUUUUGAUCCGAGCACUAAGAAAUGGAUCCCCUGGAGCUCGCUGGUUACCAAGUACAUUCACAACCCUGAUAUGAAGUUCAUGGAUAUUCUUGUUCCCACCGUUGAAACCACUCGUACGAACUGGCUCUUAGAGCAGAUGGUGAAGGUCAAGAGGCCGGUGGUUCUGGUUGGAGAGUCUGGAACCUCGAAGACAGCCACCACGCAAAACUUUCUCAACAGUUUGAACCAAGAUACCACGAUGGUUCUGACUAUCAACUUCUCAUCGAGGACCACAUCCAUGGACCUGCAGAGGAACCUGGAGGCCAGCGUUGAGAAGCGGACCAAGGAAACCUAUGGCCCACCCAUGGGCAAGAGACUGCUCGUUUUUAUGGACGACCUCAACAUGCCACGAGUGGAUGACUACGGUACCCAGCAGCCCAUAGCUCUGCUCAAGCUGCUCUUAGACAGGGGCGGAAUGUACGACAGGGGCAAGGAGCUCAACUGCAAGAUGCUGAAGGACCUGGGCUUCAUCGCAGCCAUGGGUAAAGCGGGGGGAGGCCGAAACGAGGUGGAUCCCCGCUUCAUCUCCCUCUUUAGUGUGUUCAACAUCCCGUUUCCGGACGAAGAGUCUCUACGUCUGAUCUACUCCUCCAUCCUGAGGGGACACACCAGGCCGUUCGAGGAAUGUAUUCAGAAUAUCUGUGACAAGCUGACCGUCUGCACUCUGGAGCUGUACAAAUCCAUCAUCAAGGACCUGCCGCCAACCCCCUCCAAGUUCCAUUACAUCUUCAACCUGAGAGAUCUCUCCAGGGUCUAUAACGGCCUGACGCUCACCAACGCGGAGAGAUUCCUGACAGUGACGCAGUUCGUGCGGGUCUGGAGGAACGAGUGUCUGAGAGUCUUCCAUGACAGACUCAUCAAUGAAACAGACAAAGCCCUGGUGCAGAGACACGUUAAGAACCUGAUAGAGGAACACUUCAGGUCUGAUCUGGACUCCGCCAUGAGGGAUCCCAUCCUGUUUGGAGACUACAGAACAGCCCUGACCGAAUCUGAACCAAGAGUCUACGAGGACAUUCAGGACUAUGAUGCCUGCAAGGCCCUAUUCCAGGAGAUCCUGGAGGAGUACAGCGAAAACAAGACCAGGAUGAAUCUGGUUCUCUUCGACGAUGCGCUCGAGCACCUGACCAGAAUCCAUCGUAUCAUCAGGAUGGACCGUGGCCAUGCCCUCUUGGUUGGGGUGGGGGGAUCUGGAAAGCAGUCUUUGACCAAACUGGCUGCUUUUACUGCAGGCUGUGAGGUGUUUGAGAUAGUGUUGAGUCGAGGCUACUCGGAGUCCAGUUUCCGUGAUGAUUUGAAGACGCUUUACUUGAAGCUGGGCAUUGAGAAUAAGAAAACAGUCUUCCUGUUUACCGAUGGUCACGUGGCAGAGGAGGGCUUCCUGGAGCUGGUCAACAACAUGCUGACCUCAGGGAUGGUUCCCGCCCUGUUCCCUGACGACGAGAAGGACUCGGUGCUGAAUCAGCUCCGUGACGAGGCUAUGACGAUGGGUUCGGGUCCCUCCAAGGAGAGCGUGUGGCAGUACUUUGUGAACAAAAGCGCCAGCAAUCUGCACAUCGUGCUGGGCAUGUCUCCUGUAGGGGACGUCCUUCGAACCCGCUGCAGGAACUUCCCAGGACUGGUGAAUAACACUGGGAUUGACUGGUUUCUUCCGUGGCCCCCACAGGCUUUACAUGCAGUGGCUCAGUCCUUCUUGGGAGAAAGCCCUAUGAUUCCCAAUCCCCAUUUAGAGGCAGUGAUCGGUCACGUGUGCAUGGUGCACGACUCUGUUGGGGAGUACAGUAAACAGUUCCAGCAGAAGCUGCGACGCAGUAACUUCGUGACCCCCAAAAACUACCUGGACUUCAUCAGCACCUACUCCAACCUGCUGGAGGACAAGGACAAGUACAUACUCGCCCAGUGUAAGCGCUUGGAAGGAGGUUUAGAUAAGUUGGAGGAGGCCAGUGUACAGCUCGCCGAGCUUAACACCAAGCUGGCGGAGCAGAAAGUCAUCCUGGCCGAGAAGUCUUCAGCCUGUGAGGUUCUGCUGGAGGAGAUCUCCACUAAUACAGCUGUCGCUGAGGAGAAGAAGAAGCUGGCAGAGGAGAAGGCUAAGGAGAUUGAGGAGCAGAAUAAAGUGAUAGCGGUGGAGAAGAAGGAUGCUGAGAGCUCACUGGCUGAAGCUCUACCUGCAUUGGAGGCAGCUCGACUCGCCUUGCAAGAUCUGGACAAGUCUGAUGUCACAGAGAUCAGAUCUUUCGCUAAGCCACCGAAGCAGGUGCAGAUGGUGUGCGAGUGCAUCCUGGUCAUGCGUGGCUACAAGGAGAUCAGCUGGAAGACAGCUAAGGGCAUGAUGUCCGAGGCCAACUUUUUGCGUUCGCUCAUGGAGAUGGACUGCGACUCCAUCGGCAGUGGUCAGGUCAAGACCGUCCGAGGCUUUCUGAAGAACCUGAACACAUCGUUUGAGGAGAUGCAGGCUAUAAGCAAGGCUGGCUCUGGCAUGCUGAAGUUUGUGGAGGCUGUCAUGGGCUACUGUGAUGUAGCCAGAGAGAUCAAACCCAAGAGAGAGAAGGUGGCCAGGCUGGAGAGGAACUAUUUCCAGAGCAAGCGUGAGCUGGAGCGGAUCCAGAGUGAGCUAGCAGCCAUCCAGAAGGAGCUGGGGGCUCUGGGAGAGAAAUACAGUGCCGCCAUGGUGGAGAAGCAGACGCUGCAGGAGGAGGCCGAACUGAUGGAGCGCAGGCUCAUCGCCGCGGACAAGCUCAUCUCAGGGCUCGGAUCAGAAAAUAAACGCUGGACGGAGGAUCUAGAGGAGCUGAAGAAGAGGCGAGUGCGUCUGCUGGGCGACUGUCUGAUCUGCGCCGCCUUCCUGAGCUACGAGGGAGCCUUCAGCUGGGACUUCCGUAGCGAGAUGGUGUACGGGGUGUGGCAGAAAGCCGUGCUGGAGAGAGGCAUCCCGCUCAGCCAGCCCUUCCGUAUAGAGAACCUGCUCACGGAUGAAGUGGAGAUCAGCAGGUGGGGGUCCGAAGGUCUCCCUCCCGAUGAGCUGUCCGUGCAGAACGGCAUCCUGACCAUGAGAGCCAGUCGCUUUCCCCUGUGCAUCGACCCUCAACAGCAAGCCCUCAACUGGAUCAAGAAGAAGGAGGAGAAGAACAACCUCAAGAUCUCCUCAUUCAACGAUCCAGACUUCCUGAAGCAGCUGGAGAUGGCCAUCAAAUACGGCUUCACCUUCCUCUUCCAAGACGUGGACGAGUACAUCGACCCGGUCAUCGACAACGUCCUGGAGAAGAACGUGAAAGGGGCAGAGGGUCGGCAGGUCAUCGUGCUGGGCGACAAGGAGGUCGACUAUGAUCCAAACUUCAAACUGUAUCUCAACACCAAAUUGGCCAACCCCAGAUAUUCGCCAGCAGUGUUUGGCAAAGCCAUGGUCAUCAACUACACCGUCACACUGAAGGGUUUGGAGGAUCAGCUGCUUAGUGUCAUCGUGGGCUUUGAGCGAAAGGAGCUGGAGGAGCAGCGGGAGCGUCUGAUUCAGGAGACCAGCGAGAACAAGCGCCUCCUCAAAGACCUGGAGGACUCUCUGCUCCGAGAGCUUGCUACGUCCACAGGAAACAUGCUGGACAACGUAGAGCUCGUUCAGACACUCGAGGAAACCAAGUCCAAAGCUACUGAGGUGUUUGAGAAACUAAAGCUAGCUGAAAAGACAUCAGCGGACAUCGAUAAGCUGCGGGACGGCUACCGGCCGGCGGCCAAACGUGGUGCCAUUCUGUUUUUUGUCCUGGCUGAGAUGGCUCUGGUGAACAGCAUGUACCAGUACUCGCUGGCCUCAUUCCUCGAGGUGUUUGACUUCUCACUGCGUAAAUCGCUGCCCGACUCCGUCCUGCCCAAGAGACUGAAGAACAUCAUGAACACGCUCACACACAACGUCUACAAUUACGGCUGCACCGGGCUGUUUGAGAGACACAAGCUGCUGUUCUCCUUCAACAUGACCAUCAAGAUUGAGCAGGCGGAAGGACGAGCUCCUCAGGAAGAGCUCGAGUUCUUUCUUAAAGGAAACCUGUCAUUGGAGAAGAGUAAAAGGAAGAAGCCGUUUGAUUGGCUCCCUGAUCAGGGCUGGGAGGAUAUUGUGCGCCUGAAUGAGGUUUUCCCAAAAGAGUUUGGGACAUUAAUAGAUGACAUAGAGAAGAAUCCUGCUGAAUGGAAGAAUUGGUAUGACCUGGACAGCCCAGAGCAGGCUCUUUUCCCUGUGAGGUACAAAGAAAGCCUCACAGCUUUCCAGAAACUUUUGCUGCUGCGUUGCUUCAGGCUGGACCGAGUGUAUCGUGCUGUCAGUGACUAUGUCACCAUCACCAUGGGAGAAAUGUAUGUGCAGCCUCCAGUGAUCAGUUUUGAAGCUAUAUUCGAGCAGAGCACUCCAAACUCCCCCAUCGUGUUCAUCCUGAGCCCUGGCUGCGAGCCGGCCAACGACCUGAUGAAACUGGCUGAGCGCUCUGGCUUUGGAACCAGCAAACUCAAGUUUCUGGCUAUGGGACAGGGCCAGGAGAAGGUUGCGCUGCAGUUGCUGGAGACCGCAGUGUCUCGGGGCCAGUGGCUGAUGCUUCAGAACUGUCAUCUGUUGGUCAAGUGGCUGAAAGAUCUGGAGAAAUCUCUGGAGAGAAUCACCAAGCCUCAUCCGGACUUCCGGCUAUGGCUGACCACUGACCCCAUCAAAGACUUUCCCAUUGGCAUCCUGCAGAAAUCCCUCAAGGUGGUGACCGAACCUCCCAACGGACUCAAACUGAACAUGAGAGCCACGUACUUCAAGAUCCCGCUGGAGACGCUGAUGAAGUGCCCUCACCCGGCUUUCCGCAGCCUGGUCUACGUGCUGGCCUUCUUCCACGCCGUGGUUCAGGAGAGACGCAAGUAUGGCAAGAUCGGCUGGAACGUGCCCUACGACUUCAACGAGUCCGACUUCCUGGUCUGUAUGGAGAUCCUGGACACCUACCUGACCAAAGCUCACAACCAAGAUGAUUCUAAGAUGCCAUGGAACAGUCUCAAGUACCUGAUUGGAGAGGUGAUGUAUGGAGGAAGAGCAAUAGACAGUUUUGACCGCAGGAUCCUCACCGUCUACAUGGACGAAUACCUGGGAGACUUUAUCUUCGACACCUUUCAGCCUUUCCAUUUCUUUCACAAUAAAGACGUGGAUUAUAGAAUUCCACCGGACGGACUGAAGGAUGCUUAUGUUGAUGAAAUUGAGUCUCUGCCCUUGGCUAACACCCCAGAGGUGUUUGGUCUGCACCCCAAUGCUGAGAUUGGCUACUACACCCAAGCUGCACGGGACAUGUGGACGCACCUGAUAGAGCUCCAGCCUCAGACAGGUGACUCUGGAGGAGGGGUUAGUAGAGAUGAAUACAUCGGUCAGGUAGCACGGGACAUCCAAAACAAGCUGCCCAGAGUGUUCGACCUGGACGUGAUCCGGAAGAAGUUCGGCCUGGAGGUCUCGCCCACCACCGUGGUGCUGCUGCAGGAGCUGGAGCGCUUUAACAGGCUCGUUCUCCGAAUGAGCCGCUCUCUCGCUGAACUUCAGCGGGCUCUUGCCGGUGAGGUUGGGAUGAGCAGUGAGCUGGACGAGGUCGCCAGAGCCCUGUUUAAUGGUCAGAUUCCAGCUAUCUGGAGAAAACUGGCACCAGACACUCUGAAAUCUCUGGGCAACUGGAUGAUCCACUUCAAGAGACGUUAUGAUCAGUACAGCUCAUGGGUUGACGACGGCGAGCCCUUGGUGAUGUGGCUGUCAGGGUUACACAUCCCUGAGUCGUACUUGACGGCGCUGGUUCAGGCCACAUGCAGGAAGAACGGCUGGCCGCUGGACCGCUCCACCUUAUACACACACGUCACUCAGUACAGCACUGAAGAGGAAGUGCACGAGAGGCCAGGACAGGGUUGUUUUGUAUCGGGUCUGUAUCUGGAAGGAGCGGACUGGGACAUCGAACAGGGCUGCCUGGUGCGCAGCAAACCCAAAGCUCUUGUGGUGCAGCUGCCCAUCCUGAAGGUGAUCCCUAUAGAGGCCCAUCGACUCAAACUGCAGAACACGCUCAGGACGCCCGUCUACACGACAUCCAUGAGGAGGAACGCCAUGGGGGUCGGGCUGGUGUUCGAGGCCGACCUGUUCACCAACAAGCACGCCUCGCACUGGGUCCUGCAGGGGGUGUGUUUGUGCCUCAACGCCGACUGACGUCUUUCUCUAAAUUUUCUUCAACUCUUGUUCUGUUUUGUUUCUGUUCAUUUAAAACUUUUUGAGGAAAUUGA